This is a messenger RNA of Leptosomus discolor (cuckoo roller), 564 nucleotides long. It is a transcript of the gene TIFA, whose product is annotated as TRAF interacting protein with forkhead associated domain. The record is from RefSeq and is a predicted model, not a curated record. Gene Ontology annotation, molecular function: protein binding. Lineage: Eukaryota; Metazoa; Chordata; Aves; Leptosomiformes; Leptosomidae. Gene Ontology annotation, biological process: positive regulation of canonical NF-kappaB signal transduction.
AUGACUUCUUUUGAAGAAGCUGAAACUGAAGAAACAGUAACUUGUCUCCACAUGACCUUUUACCAUCCUUGCCAAGAACACAAGAUGAUGUUUCGUUGCUUGAACUUCUGUAAGCGAGAACAGGUCAGGGCAGAUGAAACAGCCAAGUUUGGCCGCGAUUCUAAUGUCUGCCAUUAUAACCUAAUGGAUGCUCGUGUUUCUCGGAUUCAGUUUUCACUGCAGUUUUACAGAAAACUGAACAGCUCAGAAUUUUGUUUUGAGAUAAAGAACAUGAGCAAGAAAACAAAACUGUUUGUGGACCAAACAGAACUGGGUUACUUAAACAAAGUCGACCUGCCAGGGAAGUGCAUCAUUUGUUUUGGGGACUACCAGGUUUUAGCAGAGAUUCAAGAAGGGGAGUCUGUGGAUUAUUUUGAGACUCACUUACACUUGACUGAAGUGCCAAUCUUACAAGAAAGAUGUCUGCCAUCACUACAACCUGUACCAGAGAAUGGCAUUUCUUCUUCCUUGUUUCCUUCCCAAGGCAAAAGCCCCAUAGAGAUUGAUGAAAACGAGCCAUGCUAG